AUGAGAAGGCUGUACGCCCCGGCAUCGCCAGUUGAAAAGUGUGCGUGUUCUCUCCCAACACGAAGGGAAAUAUCAUGUUUGGAAACCGGAAAAUCCGAGAAAAAUCAAGCGCGUUGUGUCACACGUGCGUGGAGCUUGUGUCAGGACCUGCUACCACCCGGCCAUAUACUUGACCGUCACCUCAAACAGAUGGCUUCGAAAAGGAAAAAGUUAUCCAGAGAAGAAAUAUUACAGAAAAAGAGGGAAGCUGAACGUUUGAGGUACCAACGAAAAAAGAAUGACCCGCAAAUGAGGGAAGAAAUGCGAAUAAAGGAGAAGUUGAAAUAUGAAAGAAAAAAGGAAAAAGGCUUGAGAAAAUUAGCCAAAGACAUGACUUCACGUGAACAUAGGGCUGCCUUAAAAAAGUGGAGGGAGCAUUGUGCUGCUUACCGGGCCAAACAAAAGGAUGCGACAGUGGCUCUCAAUACACCACGUGGAAACAUGCUUUCAUCUGAUCAAGGGAGCCCUUGUUCAUCUGCAGGAUGCAACACUUCAGUUUCCAUUGACUUUCCUAGUAACCAGAUCCCUACGGUAACGGCUAUCAAUUCACAUCGAAGAAGGCAAGCCAAAAAGCGGAGAGAAAAAGUGAAUAAGGAAAAGGAUGAGAAGAUAGAAGCUCUAAAGAAAAAAGUAGAUAAAUAUAGGAAAAUAAUAACAAGAUUACAAAAUAGAAGUAAGAAAAAUAAAGCAGACACAACCAACACUAAAAUGCAGAAGAUGUUGAAUGAACCUGGAGGUAGAAAAGAAGUGGUUAAGAAAGCGUUGUUUAGCGACGUUUUAAAUGAACAACUCAAAGAAAAUUAUUCAAAUUUAAAAUGUAUUAAAGAUAAACAAAUAUUUACGAAAGUCUUGUCUGGAGUUCGAUUACAAAAGUACAGGCGGUGUAUACCCAGAGACUGUGGUGUUUUGUAUAGAGGUGUUCAGAGUACAAAACGUUACAAUACUUUGAUUAGUUAUCAAACAUUCUGUCGGUUGCGUCCAUUUUGGGUAGUAAGACCAAGUACACAAAAUCGUGACACAUGCUUGUGCGUAACUCACAGUAAUUUGGACAUGAAGUUGCGGGCUCUAUAUGAUGCAAAGAUAAUUGCCUACAACAACUACCAGAAGUUACUGGAACAGCUAUGUUGUGACCGGUAUAAUGAAAACUGCUUAUCAAGAAGAUGCCUUCUUUGCAAAAAUAGACUUCCUAAAUAUAAAGAAUUCAACGAUAAGAGAAUCAUAAAAUAUAAGAUGUGGGUCCAAGAAAAACAAGAAAUCAUAGAUUUAAAGACGAAAAAGCCAAAGAUAGUGACAAAACACCUGAAAAUGGUGUACAAUGGACAUCCCCGUCAAAUAAUAUCACAAUUACAUACAGAUUUAGAAAAAUUCUUUGUACAUCAAUACAGUGCUAUAAAUCAUUUAAAACAAAAUCUACAAGACGACGACGUCCUUAUUCAUAUCGACUUCAGCGAAAAUUAUUACACAAAGUAUGCCGAAGAGAUACAAGCAUUUCAUUUCGGUGGAUCUAGAGCGCAAUUGAGCCUGCAUACAGUAGUAGUUUAUUUAAAAGGUACAAUACAUUCCUACUGCACGAUAUCAGAUAACAUGGCCCACUCACCUGCUGCUAUUUGGGUACAUCUAGGACCCAUUUUUCAAUCACUUCCAUGUGGCAUAAAGCAUGUACAUUUCUUGAGCGAUGGCCCCGUUACGCAAUACCGUAACAAAACAAUGUUCUUUAUGAUGGCAACCAAACUACCGCAAGAUAUUCCAGGUAUAGAACAAUUCACCUGGAACUAUACCGAGAGUGGGCUUGGGAAAGGUGCACCAGAUGGAGUUGGUGCAACCUAUAAAAGAACUGCCGAUUUUGUUGUAAAUGCUGGUGGCGAUAUAAAUAAUAUCGAACAGUUUGUACAAUGUAUCCAAGAAAGAUGCCCAAAUAUAACUUGCAUCACAAUCGACAGUCAAGAUAUUCAGGAAAUGUCCAAUAAACUUCAACAGGAGGCAUUUAAGCAGAAGGGCUUCAAAGGCACGUUAAAUGUGCAAGUGCAGGGGUCUUUUCUAGCUCCAUUUCUGACCUCCCAGCAAACUGUAUAA
This is a messenger RNA of Acanthoscelides obtectus, 2112 nucleotides long. Lineage: Eukaryota; Metazoa; Arthropoda; Insecta; Coleoptera; Chrysomelidae. The record is from the annotation of a GenBank genome assembly.